Molecule: messenger RNA, 5145 nt
Organism: Mytilus californianus (California mussel)
Lineage: Eukaryota; Metazoa; Mollusca; Bivalvia; Mytilida; Mytilidae
Product: von Willebrand factor D and EGF domain-containing protein-like
Exons: 22
Coding region: 12-4115 (1367 amino acids)
Source: RefSeq, a predicted model, not a curated record
GAUGACGAAAAAUGGACUUCAAAAGCUUGGUUUGUGUCCUUGCAUUAUUAUUCAACACCAAUCUAGUUUUAGCAGAAGAUCGCAAACUGCUAGCAGCAAGUUCGAAGGAGCUGAUAUUCAUGAAUAUAGAUGGAACAAAUCCUGAAGUGAUUGUUCAAAGCGAUUUGUACAAUAUUAGAAGUAUUGCCUAUCACGAGACAAAGAAAUACAUAUAUUUCACAGAAUAUCAAUCUGGCAACAUUACACGGUUCCAUUUUCCAUCUGAUGAUUAUAUUAUGGAAGUAAUUGUUCAACAAAAUUCAGGACAUGUAGUGUCCAGUAUCACAGUUGAUUAUCUCAACGAUUAUUUAUACUGGUCAAACUCAAGCGAUGGCAAAAUAAUAAGAUCAAAUCUUGACGGAUCAGACAUAACGCCUAUACUUGAUUUCAGUAGUUAUGGUUCUCUAGGAAUUUUAGAAGUAGAUUUAAUAAAUGGAUGGAUCUACUUCAUUAAUGCCUUGAACGGAUCAAUUUUUAGAUGCAUGGUAGAUGGAUCUGACCUACAAUUAUUUUUUUCAAGUUGGUGGAUAUAUGAUAUUGCUAUUGAUAACCAAGACCAAAGAAUAUAUUUCAGUUCUUCCCAUACAGUUGGAUCUACAACUUAUGACGGUAAUGAUUUGAGGACGAUACCAAUAGAAUAUCGGUUUUGGAGUGGGCAAAAUAGAAUAGAACUUUCUGGUGACGUUAUUUUCUAUUCGGACAAUUAUUUAAUGUAUCGAGCCACCAAAAACAAUUCUCAAGCAAUUUGGUGGUACUUGGAUGAUACUAUAUAUGCAUUUAAAAUUUAUGAAAAGACGGGAGACUGUAAGAAAUACACAGCAAUCAAAAAUGAAGAAAAAAGAUCAAAAGACUAUCUCACUGACUUGGCAAAUAGUCGAUCUACAAGUGAUGAAUAUUUAGACGACAGAUGGUACAGAAUUUUCAGUGCAAAUGGGGAUCAAAUGCCAUCAUAUCCUCCUGGUAUAAUGCAUUGUGGGACCAUCUAUCCUAUUUGGCUCAAUGGAACUCUACCUAGAGUGGAUGAUGGUAACAUUAGCGGAGAAGCAUGCGUUCAAAAAGAGAAUGACAUUUGUGAACAGUCUAUUGCCAUAGAAAUAAAGAAUUGUGGAGUAUAUUUUAUUUAUUCUCUCCAGGAAGCGCCACCGAAUUCGUCAUUUUGCUUCGGAAGCGGUCCAGUUGUCUGUCCAGUUGGCAUGUCAUCUGAAACAGGUUUUUAUCCUGGGUGUAGCUCGAUCUACCCAAAGACAGUGGUGUCUGUUGUUGUACAGGCAGAACUUUUGGAAGGUUCCAGCUUCCAAAUCCCUGGAUACGAUCCAACACCAAGUUUAUUACCUGUAUUUAGAUGUAAGUUUCAAGAAGGAUCAAAUGCAACUUAUAUAUACGACAUCUUCUGGUACAUAAAUGGGAAUAAAAUCACAUCGUAUGCCAACAUUUCAAUAGAAGGUGUAACCACCACUCUUCUUAAACACACAGACUGGAUAGAUAAUUAUACGAUGAAUAUGGAGGUUCAAUGUGCAGUUAGAAUGAGAUAUUUUGUUAACUCUGUGCCUGGGCCAUUUUAUUACAGUGAAAAGUUCAAAGCUGGACUCUUUCCGGAAAAGUAUGAAUAUACAGUAAUAGAAGGCGAGUCCAUAACCAUUUCGUUCAAAUCAACAGUUCCUGUAGGUUGUAUUGCUUCACAUAAAGAACUCAUGACUCACUGCGACCAAAAUUUUUAUGUAUUUCAACCUACAAAGAAUCAAAACUUCGAAUCGUGUUUUAAUAAUAUUGCUAUGAAAGAUAUCAUAUUUAAAGCGCAAUUUUGUGGCAUCACAUUUGGAGCCAGUGACUGGCAAGACGAAAAGACAUUGGAAGUAUACGGUAUUAGUGAUGGUCUAUACAAUAGUAAAUUUAGAGCAGCUUAUGUCAGACUUUCAACUUCAACAGUCUCAACAUUAAAUGAAAUGUGGCAAAGUGUUAAAAUUCCAGAUAUUAAGGUAACCGUCAUCGAUAAGGAUAUAACUUUGGCAAACAGGCUUUGUCAAUCUCAUAAUGAUCCCCAUAUCAGAACUUUCGAUGGAAUCCAUUACGACAUGAUGGAAGUUGGUGAAUUUGUUCUGUAUAGAAAUGACAACGGACCCUAUUGGGUUCAUGCAUUGUUUACGAACUGUGGUUGGACUAGUGCAUCGUGUAAUUGUGGAAUAGCAGUAAGAAGUCGUAGCUCCUUAUUUGUUAUAAGGACAUGCGCAGUUGUGUCAAGAACGAAACAAGAAUUAUUGAAGACACCAAUUACCAAAUUGAUAAGUUGUAAUGAAAACGACUUACUGAUAAACUAUAACCAGCGAAGAAACGAGUACACGAUAACCUUACCUACUGGAACAGAAAUCAAUGUUCAUAUUUCCUGGAGAUUCAUUCGGUCAGUGUCAAUAAAACCUUCAAGUUAUGAUAUAAAUGAGGCUAAAGGACUUUGUGGUGUUCCUAGUAUCACAAAAGAUCCAUCUGAUGAUUAUACUGAUCGUAAAAAAAGACCAGUGAGCAGCAGUCAAGAAUUUGCAAAAUCUUGGAGAAUAACUUCAGCAAUGGAAAAUGAACAGUUGUUUGUACAAGAACCUGGUUUUAUCAAUGAUGAAUUAAAUGUUGACCUUGAGAAAAUUCCCUCAAACACAAACAUCUCGACUGCGACGACAUUUUGCUCAUGUGAGGAUCAGGCCAGUAACACGGAAUCACUCAACGAUUUCAACAUCAUACAAUGUAAUUUGACUGAAAGUACGGAAUUUUGCUCGAGUUCAUUACAGUCUGGAAACAAGAUACAUUCAUAUUCUACUUCUUGUAAAAUCUCUAAACGCAAACGCCGUUCAGGAAGUCACCGUAGUUUAUCUCGACGAAGUACAGCUGAUACUGAAGACAGUGAUGAUAUGACGGAUUUUGAACCUGUUGUUUAUGAUGAAGACCUCAACAGUACAGAUGUGAUUUCAAAGACCUUUCGAAACGGCUGGACUGCAGAUAUAGCUUACCAAACAUGUCAAGAAGCAUUAACGACGGCAAUUCCAUCUGAGGUUUACAGCAAUUUUGUUGAGGUGGAUGUGGAGAAUUUUAUACAGUCUUGCGUAUCGGAUAUUGAGAUAACUGGGGAUACGUCAUUUUUAACGGAUACUAUCAGUGCCAUGGCAACAACUAUCUUGAUGGAAGUUUCAAGAAAUGAAUCACUUUUUAUUAUGAACACAACUGAUGGUUCACAGACAUUACUUAGGCAAAUUACAAGCAAAUUGUGUAUAAACAACUGUAGUCAUAACGGCAUCUGUAUUUCAGGGGGUUGCGAAUGUUCAAAUGGAUAUAUUGGAGAUGACUGUUCUAAAGAUGUUUCACAACCACCUGUUAACAUAAGUCUGCCAUCUGAUGGUUUAUGUACCACAUCAACUCGUGCAUGCAAGAAGACUAACAUCUAUGGGGAUUUUCUUUCAACCGAAAUAUGGUACAAGAUCAGAUAUUUUAAGGUAGUUGAUAAUUCUAAAUCGUAUUCAUCGAAUUGGGAAGUUAACAAGGCUGAGUAUAGGAAUAUGUUUAUGGUUACCGUUGAACUCAAUGUUGCAAGAAAAACUCGUGCAUCCUCAGGAAAUAAGAUGGCAGAAGGGUAUGAGAUCACACUCUCGAACGACGGAACCAAUUUUGGGGAUGAAGUUACCAUCCUUAUUUAUGACGACGGAUGCUUUUCAUGCAAUCUAUCUAUGACUUGUGUUUCAUUGGAAGUCUGCGAAUCGUCCAUAGAGAAUCAAGAAAAUAACAAAGAUAGUAACAAGACCAUUAUAGCACUAGCUUUAUCUUUUGGUGUGAUUGGUGUGGUUGCUUGCUUGUUAGCUUUACUAUUCUACUUGAAGCACAAAAACAGUGAUGAAAAGACAAAAGUUGGUGUGUACUCUGGCUGCCAACAAGACAGUGGUAAAGAUGUGGACAAUGGCAUGUUGUCCAAUCGGACCAAAACAUUUAGAGAAAAUACCAUAAGCGAUCUUAAUGUUUACAUUGAAGACGGCGGAGAAGCAUCAAUUGGCAAUUUCGGGAAACAGCUACCACCACAAAACCAUUUCAAGAACAAUUCAUAAUUUAGCAAAAAAAAAACACCAAUUUGACUUAAUGUCAAUGACAUGUUGAUUUUUUUUUAUGAUAUAUUUUUCUUUUGAAACGUUGAAACGUUGACACCAGUAAUUAGAAUCUUUUUCUGUUCUAUAAACAUAAUCGUGGUUAUUAAUAAGUAAAUUUCUUUUCAUAUUUCGCUUAUAUAUGCUGCCCUCGAUUGAAAACUUGUUUUUUUGUAAUUGCGAACAGUUAUUUGGAGCUUAUUAAAUUCUCCCUCGCCUGCUAGUCAGAAUUUAAAGUAUGUAAAUUCCUUCGUAUAAAUAAGGCAAAACUCUACUAUAGGUUUGGUUGCUCGCAGUAACUUGUUCUUUUCUCUUGCAAACAAUGUUUAAUAACAUAAUAAUCUAAUAUAAUUUAAUAACAAUUUGACAUUUGCAUACAACAAAAUUGAUCAACACUCAUUAUAUGUAAUGAACUUAAACUCUAUAUGAUCCGUUUUCCUAAAUAUGACAAUAAACGGUAAACUGUACGUUGUAGUUACUGUGAGCACCUUCGAUGAACUGACAGCUCAACAAUUUCUUUACAUAAUAUAACGGAACCCUUCCUUUAAACCGCCAAAGGAUUUAACGUGCAUAUAUAACCAAUAUAUCUAAAUUCAAAAUAACAAUAACCCGUUUUACAACUUCUCUAACAGUUUUGAAUAUAUCUAUCUAUAUUUAAUGCAGGGGAAAUCCCUAAAGUAAAACGAAAAAAAAAACACUUUUCGUUACAAUUAGUGCAUUACCGGUGCAAUGUAUACAAGUAAAAUAAAUAUUGUCAUAUUACGUUAUAUAUAAAAAUAAGGAGACAACUAUCCACCAAAGUUCAAAUGAAGUGCAUGUAAGCAAUUAUAGGCAACCGAUACGGCCUUCAACAAUGAGAAAACCCCAUAUCAUAUAGUCGGUUAUAAAAGGCUCCGACAUGAAAAAUAUGAAACAAUUGAAUUGGGAGAACUAACGGCCUUAUUAUUUAUAACAAAACUAUUUGCGAAAAAAAAACAAAUAUAAUGACGGACAU